Sparassis crispa is the source of this 564-nucleotide messenger RNA. RefSeq lists its product as hypothetical. The record is from RefSeq and is a predicted model, not a curated record. The transcript has a single exon. Bases 1 to 564 code for a protein of 187 amino acids. NCBI's taxonomy places the organism in Eukaryota, Fungi, Basidiomycota, Agaricomycetes, Polyporales, Sparassidaceae.
AUGUCCCAACCAACCUUACCAAUGGAAACCAAUGAUGAUGAGGUGACAACAAGCCGCCCCACUGUGCAACAGCAAGAUCGACCAAGGUCGACAUCUCCGCGGCUCCAAUAUGGAGCUGUGGUGAUGCCACAGGCCCCGCUGCAACCACCACUGCCACCGAUCGCGAUACGAUCGAUGGUGGCCCCAGCGAUCACAGUGACAUCAAUAACCCCAGCACCAACAGGUGCUGGGAAUGCAUUGACAAUGAUGCCACCACCGCCGAUCCCAACAGUGGUGGAAAGGUGGGUCUCAUUUGGGACUCACCAGUUCACACUGUACCACAUGGAGGUGUGUGCCAUGUGUUAUGCCUACCUUCAACAUAUCGCAAUGGCACACAACACGGCCCCCUAUCAGGAAGCCCACACAGAUGCGCUCAAUGCCAAGCAGCACCUGUUCUGGGAGCACUUCCAGACCUACACGGCCUUGGAAGGGGGAGGACGUGGUGACGCUCUCACGCAGCAAUGCAACAUGGAGCUGCAAGCGCAACUCCAUGCGGCAGAAGCAGAAGCAACCACACAGCAAUGA